AUGGCCCUUUGCAUCGACGGCGUCCUGCUCAAAGCCAGGAACUUCGAAGGAAACGGACUCUGGUACUUGGAAGCCGAUACUUUUUUUGAGAAGCUUAAUAGACUUGGAAAGGGUCGCGACAGAUUGAACUGUAGAGUGACAGAAGGAAGUAAUUCUCAUAUAUUGGAUGAGAGCUUCAACACAUUAUCUGAUGGGAUGGAUGGGAAGUUGAAGAAGGCAGCCACAUAUUUUCAGUUCGAUGAGGAUGAAAUAACAAAAGAUGAUUAUAAGUUUAGACCAGAUAUGAAUUUUAAAGAGGGAAUGACUGAUGAAAUCAAGGAUCUUGAUCUUAGAAAGCCAGGAGUAUGGAAACCUGCCAAAAGGCCUGAGUUUCAAGUUACUACUGAGGAAGUUCUAAGAAAAGCUGAUAUUAGGAAUGUCAGAUUCCUUGCAAACUUCAUUACAGAGGUUGGAAUUAUUAUCAAGAGAAUCGAAACUGGUGUUAGUUCCAAGGCCCACAUCAGGAAGGUUGCUAGGCAGAUCAAAACAGCUCGAGCUUUUGGU
Messenger RNA from Juglans microcarpa x Juglans regia, 543 nucleotides. RefSeq lists its product as uncharacterized. The annotation marks the transcript as partial. Gene Ontology annotation, biological process: translation. The transcript has 5 exons. NCBI's taxonomy places the organism in Eukaryota, Viridiplantae, Streptophyta, Magnoliopsida, Fagales, Juglandaceae. The record is from RefSeq and is a predicted model, not a curated record. Gene Ontology annotation, molecular function: structural constituent of ribosome; small ribosomal subunit rRNA binding. Gene Ontology annotation, cellular component: ribosome; mitochondrial small ribosomal subunit.